Molecule: messenger RNA, 1542 nt
Organism: Sugiyamaella lignohabitans
Lineage: Eukaryota; Fungi; Ascomycota; Dipodascomycetes; Dipodascales; Trichomonascaceae
Gene: HPC2
Product: Hpc2p
Exons: 1
Coding region: 1-1542 (513 amino acids)
Source: RefSeq, a predicted model, not a curated record
AUGUUGGCGCGCCCGAAAACGCCACCUGCUGGUUUGUCGGGGUCUGGGACGGUAGCUACCAGCAGUCCUCGUAAGUCGCCCGCUACUGGAAGUGAGGUGACGGCUAUGUCGACAUCUUCGAUAGCCGAUAAGUUAAUUGGUUUAGGGACCCCUCGAAACGGUGAUGUUAGUGGCGUCAAUGGUUCGGCGUCAGGAUCAGGUGGUUCAGGCGCAGUUGGGUCAGGAGCUCCAAUGACUUUUGGUUCAAGCAGCAGCGGGGGUGGAGCAGCGGGGACGAGUAGCAUGCCAAAUAUCUGUCUCCAUAUCGCACUUCGACCUGAAUCCAAUGAAACAACGCCGAAUGUAGUGAUUGAUUUCCUCAAACAGGCGGAGGAACAGUAUGGUUUUGAAAAAAUCCAUCCAGAUAGUCGAACGGCUCAAGACCUCUUGAAUGACGAGGACGAUGUCGAUGAUGAUGAUAAUGAAGAUAUUGAUCUUACAGGCGAACCAGCAGGCCAAAACGGGUCUGCUACAGGUGCCAGUAAUACUCCUGCAAAUAGCGGCGGUAAUGCCCCAUCGAAACGAGGUCGGAUAGAAGGUAAAUAUGACCUUCACGACCCGUUUAUCGAUGACAGCGAGCUGCAAUGGGAAGAACAGGCCGCGUCGACAAAAGACGGCUUUUUCGUGUAUUCUGGUCCGUUAGUUCAAGAAGGAGAACAACCACAGAUAGAACGAGCAGACGGAAGUCUAAAAAAGACCAAAGAUGACAAGUCUACCACCGGGACUAAGAAAGGGCCUCGCAAGAAGAAAGACGAUUCCACUGCCGCUAGUACAUCUUCUUCUUCUGGUGGUGCUGCUGGUGGUGCUAAAGAUAAAGAAACAAAUGCUGUAAAUGGAGGUACAAAUACUGGUACUAACGGAACAGCCAAUGGAUCAGGAUCAGGAAGUACAUCAACAGCAACUGGUACAAAGAGACCAAAAGCCACAAAACAAGCAGCUGGUGAUAAAGACGGAGCACCUGCGAAAAAGAAAGCCAAAACGGCAGCUUCUGCUGCGACAGCUGCUGAGAAAAAAGAGAAAGCUGCUGCUAAGAAAGCGGCUGCUGGCGAAGCCAAGCCCAAGAAAGAGAAGAAAGAGCCUAAACUCAAGCAGACUAAACUCGGUGAUAAAGCGGCAGCUACCAAAGUGAAAAAAGAAGCCACCACUGCCGCUGUAAAUGCUACAUCUGCCGUGUCUACGCCCACAGUCCAGACACCAUCCGAAGUAUCUGAUGCGUCUGCAUCACCACAGGUCUCUGUUCCAUCGACCGCAACAACUGCGAAAGCACCAAUCACACAGCCAACUGGGCCCAUUCUCAUUGCACCAAAACCUGUCUCUGUACCCUCAACAACCCCAAUAGCACCAAAUCCCGCUACUUCCACGAACCCAACACCUGCACCGACCGCACCAGAUCCCGUCAUUGACCUCACCGACUCGCGACCGUCAUCCCCAGCGCCAGCACCUCCACUCACACCCCAACAACAGGCCCGCACGUCGGCCUCCAUCGCCAACCUCCUGAUAUAA